UCCUGUGUAUCUUGCACAUGUAAUUUAUACAUUCUUUUUCCAAAGAAUCAUAAGUUGUAAUAAUAAGUUGCUACUAGAUUGUCGCAAAAUGGUAAAGACAGAAAAGCAUAGCUCUUUUGAGAGGUCCGAGUUUAACCGAAUGGUAAAGACGGAGGAACUUAGCUCUAACGAGGAUUCCGAUGAUGAAUCGGAUGGAGACUUUUCCCAGAACCCUUUGGCAUUCUCAACACAACAAUCUCCCCGAAAACAGAGAAGUGAAGACAAUUCAGAUGUCGAAAAGUCAGAUAGCUUUGAGGGAUACCACCAAGGCUCGCCAUCGAAUGUACCACUUACCUCUAAGGCGGUUUUGGACACUAUGCAGAAGUACCUAGUCAAAUGUCCAAAUGUUCGCGUUAGAAAGCUCAAGUAUAACGUAAAUGUUGAUUUAUCAGAUCCUGAUGAUGAGGUUUGGAUAGUUAAAUGUCCCGUUUCCAUAGAUGCUAAGAAACAUCUAAUGAAUGCGAAACUAAGCAGUUCAUUUGAACAAAUAAGUCAAAUUGAAUCUACGAACACUUCGUUUCAACUCGAGGGAUUUGUAAACAAAAACUCAUCGCAAAAACCAGUUACUGUUUUAUCUGGAGCAGAAUUCAAAUCGUUUGUUCCCAUCGGCACAAUUCAGAUCAGAGAAGCACUUGAAUCAAUUGAUGCUCCAAGUCAGAUCGAACAAACAUCUGUGCAUGGUGAAGUACCUUUUCCAGAAUUAAUCCGCGAUCGUCAUCCUUUACUAGGAUUGCAUUACCAUUCAGCACUCAAGUUACCGAAGCAUGUGAAAAAAUCCCUUUUGCUGGCUCGACAACAAGCAAGUAAAUGUUAUUUGAGCUCUGGCCGCUGUACAGCAAUUGAUGGAAAAAGAAAACGAAUUGGCAACGAAGGAUUGUCAGCAGAAUGCACCUCUACAGAAAUGGCACAAUUACUGGAUAAAGACAAGUUACAGUCUCCUGAAAAGAAAAAGGCGAAAAAGCAGAAAAGAAAAUCCAUCAUCGAAGAUGAUCUGUCAUGGCUACAAAAUAUUUGAUUAUUUAUAAAUCUAUUUGUAAAUGUUAGAUCGAAUAUUUGUAAGGUGUUGUCUACUUGUAUAUGGAAUUGUU
This is a messenger RNA of Malaya genurostris, 1127 nucleotides long. RefSeq lists its product as uncharacterized. Bases 89 to 1054 code for a protein of 321 amino acids. The record is from RefSeq and is a predicted model, not a curated record. Lineage: Eukaryota; Metazoa; Arthropoda; Insecta; Diptera; Culicidae. The transcript has 2 exons.